UAUGCUCCGCUCUUUUCUCAUGUCGCUCCAGCGGAAACAACACCGUUCAGUGUUUCCCGUAGUCAUCGUUGAAUAGCUGGGUAACAGCGAACAGUGGAUCGCAUCUCAAUAAAAAAGAGCCUCUUGUUUACUCGUUUAUCUAUUUAUCAAAAGACAAAAUGCCCCUGGAGAACUUGGAGGAGGAGGGUCUGCCUAAGAACCCCGAUUUGAGGAUAGCUCAGCUGAAAUUUCUGCUCACGAUGGACGGCCACCGACGAGACGAGAAAGUGAAAACCGAGCUAAUGGAUGCUAUUAAAGCUAACAACAUGGCGCCGUAUUAUGAGGGUCUGUGCAAGGAGCUGAAGUGGCCGCUGGACUCUGAGCUGCUGAGCAAAAUGAAAAAGGCCAACGAGGAGGAACUGAAGCGCCUGGACGAUGUGCUGGAGGAUGCAGAGAAGAACAUGGGAGAGAGCGAGAUCCGGGACGUCAUGAUGGCCAAAGCGGAAUAUUUAAUCAGAAUCGGAAAUAAGGAGGGCGCACUGACGGCUUUCAGGAAGACCUACGACAAGACGGUGGCUCUGGGUCACAGGUUAGACAUCGUCUUCUACCUGCUGAGGAUCGGCCUCUUCUACAUGGACAGUGACCUCAUCACACGCAACUCGGAAAAAGCCAAGAGCCUCAUCGAGGAGGGCGGGGACUGGGACCGGAGGAACCGCCUGAAGGUCUACCAGGGUCUGUACUGCGUGGCCAUCAGGGACUUCAAGCAGGCCGCCGAGCUUUUUCUGGACACCGUCUCCACCUUCACCUCGUACGAGCUCAUGGACUACAAGACGUUUGUCACCUACACAGUUUACGUCUGCAUGAUCGCCCUGAAAAGGCCCGACCUCCGCGAAAAGGUGAUAAAAGGAGCAGAGAUCCUGGAGGUGCUGCACAGCCUCCCGUCCGUCCGCCAGUAUCUGUUCUCCCUGUACGAGUGCCGUUACUCUGUCUUCUUCCAGUCUCUGGCCCUGGUGGAGCAGGAGAUGAAGAAAGACUGGCUCUUCGCCCCACACUACCGCUACUAUGUGAGGGAGAUGAGGAUCCAGGCCUACGGCCAGCUGCUGGAGUCCUACCGCUCCCUCACGCUGGGAUACAUGGCCGAGGCCUUCGGCGUCAGCACAGAGUUCAUUGAUCAGGAACUGUCCCGAUUCAUCGCCGCCGGACGUCUCCACUGUAAAAUUGAUAAAGUUAACGAGAUCGUGGAAACUAAUAGACCUGAUAGCAAAAACUGGCAGUACCAGGAGACCAUCAAGAAGGGUGACCUGCUGCUCAACAGAGUCCAGAAGCUGUCAAGAGUCAUUAACAUGUAACCAUGGCAACCGUUGUUUUUCGUGAUGGAGAGUUGCGAGUUUUCCUCUUGGUAUUUGUCUGACAAAGUGGCUUAUAUUGUGUAUAUAAUAAAACCUGUUUACCUAAGAUAUCCCCUGAUGUUGAAUUGACAAACAAGGCGGAGGCAGAGUUUCAUAUAAAUAACAGUAUAAAUUAUUUUAUUUACACAAACUUGUUACAAAACAAAUAUACUAUACAAUCCUUUUCUUUAAAUAUUAACUCUAACCUAUGUUUUGUUCAUGAAUUACAUAGCAGCCAAAUACAUAAGUCCAGCUGAAAAUGAUUCUGAUAAUGUAUACAGAAAACAAAAAUCUAUACACGCUUUUACAACGUAUGAAACAUGUUUUUUUUUUUUUUUUUUCUUUUUUUAUUCUUUUUCCUUCCCAUACAUGAGUUGGAUUCUCCGUCACGUUUUAACAUUCCAGGUCUGCGGUGCAGAUAAGAAACAAAACAUCCUCAAAUGUUUCCAUCUGAAGAGAAAAAUCUCAGUGGAGUUUGAAAGGUGAAGCGGAACAAAACUUCAACGUGUCGUCUGAAGGAAAACAAAAGUGUUUUUAACCGAGUGGAUGAGAAGCUCUGGCUUGUUGUUUGUGUUUUGUUUUUUUGUUUUCUUUAAGGGUUCACAGGCUGAUAUUUAAACCAAGCUCCAAUACUUUGAACAUUCAAGUAGGGUAAAGCCACCCGACGAAUACUGUCCUCAAAGAGUCAGGGAGAGAAACUAAUUCAGGCACUUUCUUGAUUUGAUAUUUCUUUCGCACUGCUGCUGCUGAACUCAUCCCAGAAAAGCUGCGAUUUAAACUGGCGACGAGGAAGCAGACAACUUUUCAACUGCUCUUCUUCCUCGCAAAGAUUGCCAUGUCCCCAUGGCACCACCACCACCCUCCAAUCAUGAAAUGUGUUCAAGUCUACACAGCGAACGACUCAAUACUCCCUAAAGCAUUUUACUUUAUUUUAUUUAAUUUUAACGGGCACAGCUUCAGGCCGUGACAUUUCAGACCAACGGGGGUCACACAGAGUCGGAUUAGUAGGCAACAUAAAACCGUCCGGUAAAAAAGCACGCGUGAUUCAGAUCUUGGUACAUGAAUAAAGGAAUCUCUCAUACAGACACAUGCUACAGCGGCGACGUCUCCCUGUCCCUCCUUUUGAAGGUCGAGUACACGAUUCAUGAGAUGCUUCGACGAACGGGAUGUAUUGCAUCGUAUAGACUUGGCAGUGAACCACUUCAAAUAGUCUUGUCUGCAAGAUCUCUCUCCUUUUUUUUUUUCUUUUUCUUAAUAAAUAAAUAAUCUUUAAAAUUGUACCAAAAAGUUCAGCGUGUAGGAAAAAUGCCCGUGCAAAAAUACAUACUUUUUAACUAUGUACAAUUUAUUAACAAAAUAUGUAUUCUCAAAGAGGGACACUUGAUACAUAGGCUACAAGAAAACAUGGUGAAUUAAAGAGUAUUUCUUAGAAAACGGCAAAAAAAAAUAUUUUCAGCUUUGACAUCAGUGAAGGAUUUUUAUUAGUUUAUUUUUUUUGUAUAUAGAAAUCAACGGGAGUUGCUAAAAAGCUUGUUUUCUCGUGAAGCCAUCUUCAUGAAUCUCGCACCAGAAAAACUCACCUGAAACCAUUGCUCAAAAACAAACCAGUGAGUAUUGCCUGUUUUUUUUUGUUUUUUUUUUUAGAAAUUUUGAAGUUCGACUGCAUGUCAAAUUAGAAAAUUCAGAAUUCGAUUUAAACAUUGAAGCUCAAACUUAAAGGGAUCCAUUUCAAGUGUUCUGCUAAGUUUGAUGAUUUAUUUCUUUCAGCUGAUAAACAGUUUCUCAUAUAAAUGAUGAAUUAUUACAUGAGGGAUUUUUUUUAAAGCACUAUUGUGGGGAAGACUUUCUUACAGUUGUCCAGCAGACAAGUCUCUAACACCUUGCACAAGCCAGGAAAAGGGCUUUGCUGAAGAAAAUGAAGUGGAAGGAAAAAGUGUGCUCAAGCAAAAGAAAGAACUGCAAAGUCCAUUCAAGAGCAAUUCACUAAGCUUGGACUGCAGUUUAAGAGUUCAAGAUGCACACAGACGUAAUCCAGGACAACAACAACUGGUGAGAUACUCCUAAAAAAAAAAAAAAGGAUUUGCAGAAUACCCAGACAAGGGCAUAAGGACAGAAAGUGGUCCAAAGUCGACGUUUGCAAUGAAAGAAAAUCAAGUUGCAGUGGAGAAGUGGCAUCCAAGUUAAUUGAGCUCCAGUGUUAACGUGUUGCUUUUUGGGGGAGUCCCAUGAACUGCUGGUGUCGGUCCAAAAAUCAGAACAUUUUAGAGCAAUUCACACACUGCCUGAAGUACCAACGGGUGCAAGCAAGAGGAAGAUGAGCGACACCAGAACCAAGAGUGCAGACAAGCUGAAGGCUGCUGGCUACCCUCCAGCAGGCUGAUCCACCUGUGCUGUACUUUUUCCAUAGGCAACAUUUCUAAGAAUAAAAAAAUGCCCCUUUUUAAAAAAAUCGUCGGUAAUGUUCUUAUUAUCUGAGAAACUUGACAUUAGGUUUCUAUUGGCUGCGAGCCUCGAUCUUCAACCUGAACAGAAACAAACCGUUUCACUUCUUCAAUUAAGUAGCUGAAAGACAUUUUCAAACAUAUUUUACUGAGAUCCACCUGCGUUAGUAUCAUGCUAGGCUUCUAUGGAGAUCCAAAAGUGCCUAAUUUGAAUUUUUCUAUCUUUUUUUUUUUUUUUUU
Gambusia affinis (western mosquitofish) is the source of this 4048-nucleotide messenger RNA. RefSeq names its product proteasome 26S subunit, non-ATPase 6 (gene psmd6). Gene Ontology annotation, molecular function: protein binding. The record is from RefSeq and is a predicted model, not a curated record. Gene Ontology annotation, biological process: proteasome-mediated ubiquitin-dependent protein catabolic process. NCBI's taxonomy places the organism in Eukaryota, Metazoa, Chordata, Actinopteri, Cyprinodontiformes, Poeciliidae. Gene Ontology annotation, cellular component: proteasome regulatory particle. The transcript has 8 exons. The coding region runs from base 159 to 1328 and encodes 389 amino acids.